UAUGCUCUCUAUUUAUUGAAAACCAUAGGUUAAACAUUCCUCAAUUCCAAAACUCAGAAGCCUUUGUCCUUAGCUCCGGCGUCCUGUUGAUCGAUCUACACUUUUUCUUCAAACUGCAAACUAACCUGGUUAGUUGUCGAUCUGUACUUUUUCUUCAAACUGCAAACCAUCGGUUAGUUGUCGAUCUGUGCUUCUCCGUCAAACUGCAAAUCAUAGGUUCGUUGUCGAUCUGUGCUUUUUCUUCAAACUGCAAACCAUAGGUUAGUUGUCGAUCUGUGCUUCUCCGUCAAAUUGCAAACCGAAGGUUAGUUAUCGAUCAGUCAAAUUGUAAAUCAUAGGUUGGUUUUCUAAAGAUUUAUAUUUAUAUAUCAGUUUGGUUGUUUUUGAGUUGCAGCAAAAUUGAAAAUAAUGAAAACAAGGAGACGAAAUUACGAUGACGAUGGUAAGGACAGGAUUAGUGUUUUACGUGAUUGUAUUUUACGUCGACCUAAUUGUAAAGACAGACUCAGUUAUUUACCUGAUUGUCUUUUACUUGAAAUAUUGUCGAAUUUGAAUGUCAAGCAGGCUGUUCAAAUGUCCAUCCUAUCCCCAAGAUGGAAGAAUCUCUGGAAACAUAUGUCCGUUGUUUCUUUAAAUUAUCGUUUCUCCUUCGAAACACUAGAAAGUAUCACUAAUUUUGUCUCUCAAUUUUUGUCUCUCCGCGAUGACAAAACGGAUACUCAAACUCUCAUUUUUUACUGCCCCGUCUAUAUUGAGUCUCACCUCCUUGAAAGGAUCCUAAACUAUACGUUUUCACAUCAUGUCCAACAAUUAGAUAUGAGUGUAGCUUGUAAUAUUAGACAAUUUCCACUUUGCAACUUUUCAUAUCACACUUUAACUUCUCUUAAACUUACAUCAUGCAACAAAUUGGAUGGUAGUCCGAGACCAUUAUUUCCAAAUUCUCUAAUAUUACCUGCAUUAACCCACCUGUCUAUCGGAUUAUUUGCCUUUCACCGCAGUUGCACUACUUCAGAAGAUCAUAACGAUGUUGAACCCUUUUCUGUAUUUAAAAGUUUGAAUACUUUGAUCAUUCAACUUUGUAAUGUAAGGAACCCUUUGGAAGACACCCUAUUCAUAUCAAGUGUUUCCCUUGCUAAUUUAACAAUAGCAAUGCCUAGCAAUGCUUACAAAUUCAAGUUAUGUACCCCAAAUCUUUGUAGCUUUGAAUUUCUCGGUAAACCCUUACAAAAUCUACGUGGGCGCAAUUGCAAUAACAGUUGCAGUUUCUCUUCCUUUAAACAUGCAAAGAUUCGUUUACCAUUCGGGACCGUUCUUGCUAAUUGUCCUUUUCCUCCUAUUCUAUUCAAUUGGCUGGUUGAGCUCGCCCUUAUGGAAUCAUUGACAAUUUCUUCAAAGACUCUUCAGAUUCUCAACUUAAUUCCUGAUUCGUGGAAGAUUGAUUUCCCUUAUUUACAUAACUUAAAGCUGUUGAAAAUAGAAACAGACGGACUUUCGGUGCCCAAUGGAAUAGUAGACUUUUUGCUUCAAAACUCACCGUCAGCAAAGAAAGUAAUCAAAUACUGAUAAAGAACCACCUGAAGGACUUGUAUUUUGAAGAUAUCAACAUACGCGUGGAUGCAGUGACUACAGCAAUUUUUCCGAGAGAUCUUUCCAUAGCCAAAUAGUAUUAUUAAGAUUUAUUUAUUUUCCCUGCAAUUUACUGAAUUAUUGUUUUUAUUUUGUUUAUCAAAAGAAUUUAUAUGUUUCAACUUUCAA
Vicia villosa (hairy vetch) is the source of this 1755-nucleotide messenger RNA. RefSeq names its product putative F-box/FBD/LRR-repeat protein At1g78760. The transcript is spliced from 3 exons. The coding region runs from base 409 to 1563 and encodes 384 amino acids. Lineage: Eukaryota; Viridiplantae; Streptophyta; Magnoliopsida; Fabales; Fabaceae. The record is from RefSeq and is a predicted model, not a curated record. Gene Ontology annotation, molecular function: protein binding.